Messenger RNA from Meloidogyne enterolobii, 1545 nucleotides. NCBI's taxonomy places the organism in Eukaryota, Metazoa, Nematoda, Chromadorea, Rhabditida, Meloidogynidae. The record is from the annotation of a GenBank genome assembly.
AUGCAGCAAUCUCUAGGCUUGUUUUUUAAAAACACUUUACUUACUGGAGGAGGAGGUGUUCGGGGGUUCUUAGGACAACGUGGGUUGACACCUUUUGUAGAUGGCCGUGUUAGAGGUUCUAAUGUUUCGACCUUUUCUGGCGGAGGCCCAACAAAUGUUUUGGAUUCUCGUGUUUACCACCAUGGAGGCGCUUUUUCUGGACAUCUUCGAUUUGGCUGUAUGCAAUUAUCUUUUCCGCUCGUAUCCGGACGUGGAGUUCAUACUGGUGGAGAUUUGACUGUUUCGACCGUUGCUGCGAGAGGCUCUUCGAAUGUUUUGAAAGUGUAUAGUCAUCCAAAUCAAUUUAUUAAAAAGGCUGAGAAAUAUCAACGUGAUGGGGAUUAUGUUCGUUCAUCCAAGAAUUGCUGGAAGGCUUACGCCAUGGUUGUCAAGCUUCUUUACAAAGAUCUCAAAAUUAAUAUACAGUCACAUGAUACUUUUCAUGAAUUGUCCUCAUUUGCAAUUGAUUUUAUUGGUUCUGGUCCAGAUGCAGUUAUACUUGGGUAUAAUAAUGCCAUGAUGGAAGAGGCUCGCGAAAACAAAGGAGAAGCGACAUAUGAUGAUAUUCAAGAUUUUAUUGAAGGCGCAGAGAAGUUUGUUGAGCUUUUUGUGAAAAUUGACGAGAAACGUGUUUGGAAUGGACUUGCUCCCUAUCUUCCAACACAACCAGGACCUGAACAUGCAAUAAUUUUUAAUGGAGUCAAAUUUGAGAUGAGAAAGCAUUCUGACGCCAUUUUUGGAAAAUGGUUCAAUUUUCUUUAUGAAGCAUCUGACCCGGAAAAGAAAAUGGAUCCUCAUGUUUACCAUCAUGCAGGUUCUUUCGAAAACUAUAAUCAAGGCUCCUCAACUUUGCCUCAAUUUCAACAAUAUGCUUCUUUUUCGCCAUUACCUAUUAGACAUUUAAAUAUUAAUGGAAAGGAUUGCACUAUUUUUUGCGAUGAUAAUCAAUACCGAGUGUUGUGUGAUAAAUUGAAUAUCACGUUUGUUUCUGAAACUCCAAAGAAAGUGUAUAGUCAUCCAAGUCAAUUUAUUAAAAAGGCGGAGGAAUAUAAACGUUCUACAGAUUGUAUCCGUUCAUCCAAGAAUUGCUGGAAGGCCUACGCCCUGGUUGUCAAGCUUCUUUACAAAGAUCUCAAAAUUAAUGUACAUCCACAUGAUACUUUAUAUAAAUUGAGUUUAUUUGCUGCAGAUUGUUCACCUGACGCAGCUUUACUUGGUUAUAUUACUGAAAUGAUGAAUGAGGCUCGCGAAAACAAGGGAGAAGCGACAUAUGAUGAUAUUGAUGAGUAUAUUGAGGGCGCAGAGAAGUUUGUUGAGCUUUUUGGGAAAAUUGACGAGAAACGUGUUUGGAAUGGACUUGCUCCCUAUCUUCCAACACAACCAGGACCUGAACAUGCAAUAAUUUUUAAUGGAGUCAAAUUUGAGAUGAGAAAGCAUUCUGACGCCAUUUUUGGAGAAUGGUUCAAUUUUCUUUAUGAAGCAUCUGACCCGGAAAAUGAAGAAUAA